UUGGCAUCUAUUACCAGAAAUGGAAUUGUCUCUCCCCACAACGACUUCACAAUGACUUGGAUUCCAAGAUGGCGCCCGAACCUGUUUCUAUUCCUGUUACUCCUGGUCGUGGCUGCCUUGGCCAACACAUCCAGUCAGAACACACCUUGUCCAUUUGGCUGCACGUGCGAAGAUACAGUAGUAUCCUGUCGCGGCGGCAACCUGACGUCACUUCCGGGGGCCCUGCCGCAUCCCAGCAAAAUAACACACGUGGUCGUCUCUGGCCAAAAUGGCGUCACGACGAUUGGAAAUCAGCUGCGGCAAUGCAUCCAGUUGCAGCUUCUGAAUCUUUCUGCUAACAACAUCAGCGUCAUCGAGGACGGCGCCUUUGCCGACCUGUCCAACCUGUCCACUCUGAUCCUCAGACGGAACUACUUGCACUGGCUGGACGAAGACACAUUCAAAGGGCUGGGCCUGCUGGACAACCUCGACUUGGGAUACAAUGGGUUAACCGUCAUACGGAAUAAUACGUUCCGAGAAUUGGGCAGUCUGCGCAAACUCGACUUCACCAAGAAUCACAUCUCCGUUGUGGAUAAAGACGCCUUCAGAGGGCUGACGUCACUCGUCGUGCUCAACAUGACGAGGAAUCUGCUGAAGACUGUGCCGCCAUUUGUCUUCUCACAUCUACGCUCUCUCGAGAUCCUCGUCCUCGACGAUAACCUCAUAGAGGAACUGCCCGACUUCGCUUUCUCUGGUCUAGACUCCUUAAAGAUUUUACGCUUGAAUGGCAAUAGACUGACCAGGAUUUCAGCACUGACGUUCGUUUUCCAGUCUCGCAAGGCGAGCAUGGUAGAACAUCUCUAUCUGAAGGGAACAAAUCUGACGGAAUUUCCAGAGAAAGCGCUCAGUGCGUUGCACAAUCUGAAGACCUUAGACUUGAGUCAGAGUAAUAUAAAGGUUUUGCACAACGGCUCGUUUGACAAGUUGAUCAAUCUGCGUAAACUUGUUUUGGUUGGCUUGAACAACCUGACGGUGAUCGAGAACCACACGUUUACCUGGCUGUACAAACUGGAGGAGUUGACAGUAAGUAGGAAUCCAGUGUUGCACACACUCGGCGGCUUGGCUAUGACGUCAUUUCUCGGCAAUCUCCGUCUUGUCGACUUCAGUUACAACUCCAUCAAAGUUUUCCACAAAAACAUGGUGGCGUGGGACAGUGACGUAAUAGUGGAUCUCACCCACAAUGCAAUAGAGUGCGACUGUAGAGCGGCGUGGAUGAUCGAGGCUCUGCCAACUGCAAAGAACCCCCUGACCAGGCGUAAUGGAGCCAACCUGACGUGCUCGGGACCCCUCGGAUUGAAGGAUCGAAAAAUAUUAACACUUCCAUAUUCUGCAUUCGAUUGUGACGUCACGUUGUUUGGCAACAAGGAUGUUAACCGUCGCGUAAAAAUGGCGGCCAUAACAGCGGCUGUUACGAGCAUUCUGCUCAUUACGAUUCUGAUACUUAUAAAAUUCCGAAUCCGUUGGCUCAGCUUCUUCCGCCGGCAGUACCGUUACCGGUCGUACAAAAACAACGGCAUGUUCACUGUCGACAAGAACGGCAACUGUAGCGAAGAAGGUGUUCCUAUGGACGUCAUAUACACACACAUACACUGACACGCCAGAAGGUUACGGUAAAUAAUCAAAUGGGAUAUUUAGCUUGCCAUAGACCAACGUGACAAACCAGAAGGUUAAGUGAUCAAAUGGGAGUUUCAGCUUGUUUUAUAUCAAAUAAAUACACCGGAAGGCUACAUGACUGAAUGGGUGUUUUAGCUUGCCGUGUACAAAAUCAUACAUAGGAAGGUUAAAUGAUCAAAUGAUAUUUUUAACUUCCUUUCUACCAAAGUGAUACAUAGAGGAUAUUUUAUGUUUUUAUGUCAAAUAUGAUUUAUAUCUCAUCGAGUGAAGUUGGCAAUUUACCUUUAUUUUUAAAGGCAUACUGUCACAAAUUUAAGGACUUUAUUUCU
Messenger RNA from Gigantopelta aegis, 1982 nucleotides. RefSeq names its product leucine-rich repeat and immunoglobulin-like domain-containing nogo receptor-interacting protein 2. The record is from RefSeq and is a predicted model, not a curated record. Bases 52 to 1632 code for a protein of 526 amino acids. Gene Ontology annotation, molecular function: protein binding. Lineage: Eukaryota; Metazoa; Mollusca; Gastropoda; Neomphalida; Peltospiridae. The transcript is spliced from 2 exons.